UUCAGGUGCCCUGGAGAAUUUCUUCAGUCGUUCCAGUCAGUCCAGUUUUUUUCUUAUCUUCAGAGGAAGACAGAGAGCUGAUUGUGUUUGGUUAAGCUUUUAGAUCACAGAAACACAAAAGAGGAUUGUUGUAGAUUUUUCAUUAAGAGAUAAAAUACCUUUUUCGCUGAACAAGGACACACAUUGUUUGGCUCACCGUUCCUGCAGCAGUGGUGGUACCUCGAUUUUUACAGCUCUGAAGGAGACUCACAGGACGUAUUUGAAGGGAAGGAUGAGCAGCUUUCUGUACUUCAUCCUCCCAGCUCUGGGUGGAUACACCCUCACCUCGCUGUACCUGCUGAAGAACCCACUCAUUCUCCACAAGAGGAAACGUACAGCCUUUUACAGCACACACAUCUCGCACAGAGGAGGAUGUGGAGAGAGGAUAGAAAGCACGAUGGAGGCGUUCACUCAUGCAGUGGAGCAGGGCACGCAGAUGAUCGAGCUGGACUGUCACUUGACUCAGGACGGACACGUGGUGGUCUCCCACGAUGAGAAUCUGCUGAGGCAAACCGGCCACGACGUCAGCAUCUCCUCACUCAAGCUGCAGGUGGGAGGACAAAGGUCACAAGGUCGUGCUGAGACGGAUUUGCCUCUGUACAAGGAGAGACUGGAGGUGACAUUUUACGCAGGUCGCUACAGCAGCGGUGCAGACAGGAAGUUCGCUCUGCUGGAGGAUCUGUUCAGGAAGUUUCCUGAGAUGCCUGUCAGCAUCGAAAUCAAAGAGAACAACAAGCAGCUGAUAGAAAAGGUGUCUGACUUGGUGAGACGCUAUGACAGGGAGGGGAUCACCGUCUGGGCCACUGUGAACUCAAGUAUCAUGAAGGAAUGUCACACAACGAACGGCUCAAUGCCCUUUAGUUUCACUGUGAACCGAGGCGUGCUGCUUCUGCUGCUCUUCUACAGCGGCCUGCUGCCCUUUGUGCCUCUGGGAGAGAGUUUACUGCAGUUCUACCUGCCACGCAUCAUCAACAGGACGUUUAUCCCUGAGAAGCGCAUACUGAGGAACAAGAUGGUCAUCUCUUUGUUAGAAAAAGUAACAAUGAGGAAGAGUCUGUUUAAACACCUGGCAGCCCGGGGAAUUCAGGUGCACUUGUUUGUGUGCAAUGAAGACGAAGACAUAAAGGCAGCAAUUGAAGUGGGAGCCACCGGGGUGAUGACCGACUAUCCGACUCUUCUGUCGAACUACCUCAGAAGUCACGACUGACCUCAAACACACAAUGACAACAAUUAAUUACUCAGGAAUGAUGAAGCGAAUAAUGAAAGAGGAUUGUGUGCAAACAGAAGAAAAGACUGUGAAACAGAAGCGAAUACACAAAGUGUCUUUUCUUUAAUCGUGACAAGACAAAGAGUUGUUGGUCUAAUUAUUAAACACCAUGCAUGGGAACAAAACUAUCAUCCAACGCUUUAAUCUCAAUCCUUUAAUCACUGUUGAUUGAAUUAUCUGCAAACCUUCACCCACACACUGUCUGUAAGACACAGUGCAGGGUUUUAAGAAACAAUGAUGUAUCUAACAGCACUGAAUUGAUUUAACUUUAUUUUUCCUGUUAGUGCAAUGAGACGUACAACAUGAAGAUGUAAUAAAAUAACCAGACAUACACACAAUAUUUUAAUUUAGUACAUAUUUUUAGUUGUUUACAUUUCAUACUUUCUUUGCAUGUAUGAAUUUUUUUUAAGUAUUCAUGUGGCCAGAGGAAUGUGCAAGUAUGUGUGAAUCGAAUAAAUAAACAAAAGUGGUAAA
Molecule: messenger RNA, 1780 nt
Organism: Larimichthys crocea (large yellow croaker)
Lineage: Eukaryota; Metazoa; Chordata; Actinopteri; Sciaenidae
Gene: gdpd3a
Product: glycerophosphodiester phosphodiesterase domain containing 3a
Exons: 10
Coding region: 272-1246 (324 amino acids)
Biological process (GO): glycerophospholipid catabolic process
Cellular component (GO): endoplasmic reticulum membrane
Molecular function (GO): phosphatidylcholine lysophospholipase A1 activity; phosphoric diester hydrolase activity
Source: RefSeq, a predicted model, not a curated record